AUGUCGCCUCAAAAGGGCCGAGCACGCGUGGCUUGCAAGCUUUGCAACCUGCGUCGGGUGAAAUGCGAUCGAACUAGUGAUAGUGCUUGCUCUAAUUGUCAAUUGGCAGGCACGGCCUGUGAGUUGAUCAAUUCGCGGCGAGGAAGAACGGCAAGUCGGCGAGUGGAGGAUUUGUCUCGUGCCUCGCCAGCUGGAAGUCGACGAUCUCCUACUGCCUUGGAACGGCUUCAUCCCGCUGAUCUGCUCCAAAGCCCUCGCACGGAAAUCGUUGAAUCUCCCGAGAGCGACCGGAGAAACAGUCAUACUCGAUAUGUGAGCCCUUCUCUGACAGAAUUAGCAGUUCAACAGGAUGGUGUGACCAUGCCCGGGAGAGUGGUGUACAUGGGAGACUCAGCCAACUUCAAAUAUGUUCUACACGAAGUGGGAGAUCCAUUCCAGACCGGUCAGCAGCACCGCUUCUGGGGAGACAAUCUGCAGAGAUCUAUGCUGGAAAAAUUAGGUCAAUCUGCUCAAUCCACAAUUCAAAAGAUCCGGGAGGACGAUCAAAAGCACCUUCACACCGCUGGCGUCUUCCGCACACCCAGCAAGCAGAUCAGCGACGCGCUUGUUGAUAGUUUCUGGAAAUAUUCAUACUCGGUUUUUCCUCUUUUUGACUGGGCGCCGUUUUUCGCAGAUUACAGCGCAGGGUCUAUAUCUCCCUUACUUCUAAACGCUGUUUUCAUGGUUGCAGCCUUCCAUUGCCCAGAAUCCACUUUACAUGACGCGGGUUUCUCAUCUCGAUACUUGGCUAGUUUGACGUUCUAUCGGAGGGCAAAAGCGCUGUACGAUAGUGACAACGAAACAGAUGGAGUAACCAUCGUGCAGGCCACUAUCCUUAUGUCCAACUGGUGGGGUGGCCCGAUGGAGCAGAAAGACACUUGGUACUGGCUAGGGGUGGCAGCAAGUUUGGCUCAAUCUUUGGGCAUGCAUCGCUUGUGA
Molecule: messenger RNA, 978 nt
Organism: Penicillium daleae
Lineage: Eukaryota; Fungi; Ascomycota; Eurotiomycetes; Eurotiales; Aspergillaceae
Exons: 2
Coding region: 1-978 (325 amino acids)
Biological process (GO): regulation of DNA-templated transcription; DNA-templated transcription
Molecular function (GO): DNA-binding transcription factor activity, RNA polymerase II-specific; DNA binding; zinc ion binding
Source: RefSeq, a predicted model, not a curated record